GCACUGGCCUCCUAAGCCAGGGAUUGUGGGUUCGAGUCCCAUCUGGGGUGAAGCUUGUUUUUCUUGUCUUCGAUGUGUGUCGGUGUUUAUCGUGUCAUUCAGUGUGUUUUCUGCGCUGCAUGUGACUGAACACCGACACAAACAUGAUUAACAGCAGCGUUUGUGCGUUAAUUCUCGCUUGUUUUGCUGCAGCAGCGAGAAGCGACAAGCUGCUGAAGGCCACGGCGUACUGGGACUCGACCCACAAGGCCGUUCUGCUGAAGGAGGGUGUCCUGGACCUGCAGGGCGACGCGUAUGGUUACUAUAACGACACGCUGACGUCGACGGGAUGGGGCGUGCUGGAGAUCCGCGCCGGAUACGGACAGACGGCGGAGCCGGACGACGUCACCAUGUUCCUGGCGGGAUAUCUGGAGGGUUUCCUCACUGCGCCGCAGAUUUUUGAUCAUUACACCAACAUGUACCCGCAGCUGAUCGAGAAACCCAAAACGCUGGUGGCUGUGAAGCGCUUCAUGGCUAAGCAGGACGAGUGGUCUCGCAGUCAGGUGAAGCGUAACACCUCUGAUCCUCUGUGGAUUCACACGGGUCUGAUUCUGGCGCAGCUGGACGGACUGCAGGCCGGAGUGGCCGACUGGGCCAAACAACACGGGAGGACGCCUCUGUCCCAGUUUGCCAUUCAGUUCCUGAAUGCGGUCGGUGAUCUGCUGGAUCUGAUCCCGGCGCUGGUUCCUGACAGGAUGUCCAGCUCAAAGCAGUAUAAAGCUCCUCCGAUGGGCCACUGCUCUGCACUCAUAAAGAUGUUGCCUGGCUUUGAGAACCUGUUGUUCGCUCACUCCAGCUGGUACACAUACGCCGCCACCAUGCGCAUCUACAAACACUGGGACUUCAGACUGAGCGAGCCGCAUACGGCUACCGGAAAACUCUCCUUCAGCAGCUACCCUGGGUUUCUGGUGUCUCUGGAUGAUUUCUAUCUGCUGGGCAGCGGUCUAAUGAUGACUCAGACCACCAAUAACGUCUUCAACACCUCGCUGUACUCCUACAUCACUCCUGCCAGCCUGUUCUCCUGGCAGAGGGUUCGACUGGCACACGCACUGGCAAACACUGGAGAGCAGUGGGCCAAAACCUUCUCCAGAUACAACUCUGGGACGUAUAAUAACCAGUACAUGGUUGUGGACGUGAGUAAAGUGAAUCUGAGCAGCAGUCUGGAGGACGGAGCACUGACUGUGGUGGAGCAGAUCCCGGGGCUGGUGGAGUAUUCAGACCAGACGCAGACGCUGCGCAGAGGUUACUGGCCAUCCUACAAUGUGCCUUUCCACCGUAAGAUCUACGAUCUGAGUGGAUAUGAGGAGAUGUGGAAGGAGUAUGGCGACGAAUUCUCAUACGACCUUUGCCCUCGCGCCAAGAUCUUCCGCCGUGACCAGUCGUCCGUCAGCGACCUGAGCUCCCUCAAACACAUCAUGAGAUACAACGAUUAUAAGAGCGACCCGUACUCGCAGGGCGACCCGUGUAGGUCCAUCUGCUGUCGUAACGACCUGCAGGAGCAUCGAGCCAGUCCCGGAGGAUGUUACGACACCAAGGUGACAGAUCUGCACAUGGCUCAGGAGUUCGUGGCGGAGGCGGUGAACGGCCCAACCACAGACGGAGGGCUUCCCGUCUUCUCCUGGGAGGCAUUCAACAGCACGUCCCAUCAGGGUCUUCCUCCGAAAUACAACUUCAGCUUCGUCCUGAUGCAGCCGCAGCUCUUCCACCCCUGAGGAUCAUGGGAUUUCACAUCUGGCCUGCUUUUGAACUCUCUAUGCGACACCUAGCACCUAAAACCAAUCUGAACCCUUCAAUCUUUUCAUGAAGCAUAUAUUUUGAGCCAUAUAAUCAGCACCAAACUCUACAGCUGCCAUUUGACAAUCAGUCCAGGAAUGUUUACGUCUCUCUUGAUUGAUAGAUUAAAUAAAUCGUAAUACUUUAGUGCCCAUUUCCACCACACAAGAUAAAAAACAUGCCUGGUAAAUCAUAAUUGCCAUAAAUAAUAAAUGUCAUAACUUGAAAGUCAAAAUUCUAAGGUAAAAUGUCGAAAUUAUGAUGUACUAGGUCAAAAUUGACAACUAAGUCUCACACACACACACAUGUAUGAGGUAAAAAUGUUAAAUUAUGACACAAAGUUGAAAUUGACACUUAAUUAUGAGGUAAAAUUUGAAAUUAUGGCACACUAAGUUGAAAGCCAUAAUUAUGAGGUAAAACAUUAAAAUUAUGAAACACUGAGUCAAAAUUUACAUACUGUUAUAAUUACAUAAAAUGCUGAAAUUAUGACAUGUUGAAAUUAUAACAUACUAGGUCAAAAUGUUAAAAUAUAAGACAUAAUCAUGAGGUAAAAUAAUGAAAUUUUGAAACACAAAGUUGAUGCUAAACAUACUAAAUCGUAAUUAUAAGGUAAAGUCAAAAUUAUGCCAUACUAAGUUAAAAUUGAGGUGAAAAGUCUAUAGUACGUCAUAGUAAGUUAUAAUUUUGUGGUAAAAAGGCGAAAUGAUAACCAAGUCUAAAUUAUGACAUACUAGAUUGUAAUUUGCAUGGUAAGUCAUAACUGUUUGGUAAAAAGGCCAAAUGAUGAUAUACUAGGUUAAAAUUGGCAUACUAAGUCAAAUUAAGAGGUAAAAUUAUGAGUUAAAAAGUCAAAAGUGGCAUAAUAGGACUUUUUGUUAAUGUUGACUUUUCAUCUCAUCAGUAUGACUUGCGUUGACAUUUCACAUAAAUGUUUCUUGGUAUGUCAUAAUUUUGUCUUCAUCUCAUAAACAUGACUUAGAAUGCCACAAUUUUGACUUAUUUCAUGAUUCACCGUAGGAUGUCUUUAUGGAAACCCAUUUCUGCCACAUACAAUAAAUUACUGCAACACAGAUUAACAUCUUAAAAGGGAGGACGUUAACAUCAUUGUCGUUUUUUUAAAUCUAGUCAAAGAUCCUAAUGAACAACAAAAACAAAGUUUCUAAUGUAAAUGUAAACGACUGGAAUGUCUUGUUUGACGUGUCCUUUGCUGUGAUGUUUCUUAGCUGUAUUCUCGGAUCUCUUCUGAAUGAAUGAGGCAUUUAUAUAGCGCUUUAUUGUGUAUUGCUGUACACCCAAAGCGCUUUACAAUCAUGUGGGGGGGGUCUGUCCUUAACCACCACCAGAUCUCUUCUCUCAGGGAAAGUGACUCAGAAGUGCCUUUGUUAGUGUUCGAGUGUCUUCUAUACCUUUAGCUUUAAAUGUCAAUUUAAAGCUGUCAAUCAAAAUUUUUGUAAUCUGCCGCAUGUGAUGGUGAUUUAUUUAUUUUUUAAAAUUUGAUUCGACCAAUGAAUGAUUGAACACAA
Molecule: messenger RNA, 3335 nt
Organism: Onychostoma macrolepis
Lineage: Eukaryota; Metazoa; Chordata; Actinopteri; Cypriniformes; Cyprinidae
Gene: plbd1a
Product: phospholipase B domain containing 1a
Exons: 12
Coding region: 144-1751 (535 amino acids)
Biological process (GO): phospholipid catabolic process
Cellular component (GO): extracellular region
Molecular function (GO): glycerophospholipase activity
Source: RefSeq, a predicted model, not a curated record